Molecule: messenger RNA, 2559 nt
Organism: Diaporthe amygdali
Lineage: Eukaryota; Fungi; Ascomycota; Sordariomycetes; Diaporthales; Diaporthaceae
Product: minichromosome loss protein
Exons: 2
Coding region: 1-2559 (852 amino acids)
Biological process (GO): DNA repair; DNA-templated DNA replication; mitotic cell cycle
Cellular component (GO): nuclear replication fork
Molecular function (GO): protein binding; chromatin binding
Source: RefSeq, a predicted model, not a curated record
AUGGCUUCAACUGCGCAACGUGUUCGCCCUCGGCCGGCUCAUACACAGGGCACAACUCGAUGUGCCUACACGCCAGACGGGUCAAAGCUGGUCACCGUUGGAUCCAACAACACAAUCCGUAUUUACAAGACUGGCUUUGAUGGAGAGCCAACCAAUAUCGAUGAGUGCCAAGAGCAGAAUGUCAGCGUCGCCGCCAAUGACGACUUCUUCAUAGUCGGAUCCGAGGACGGCACUGUGAGCUUGUAUUCCUUGGACACCAACACCUUCGAGAGGUUCCUGACGCGCUGUACUCUCCCUGUGCGCGAUGUCGCCCUCUCUCCGGAUGGGAAGCUGUGCGCUGUCGCCAGCGAUGAGCUCACGGUCAAGGUCGUUGGAACCGACGACAACUCCAAGAUAUUCCACCUGAAGGAGCACGGGAAGCCGACCAAGCAUGUUGCUUUUGACCCAAAGGGCAGCAUGCUCACCCUUUCUUGUACCGAUGGCGUUGUCUAUGUGUACUCAAUGACGGCCGAAGAGCCCGAGAUGAUAAGGAAGGUCGACGGCGCGAUAGGAUCAUUGGAGACAAACGAGGACGCGUCUUCUGCGGUAGCUUGGCACCCAGACGGGAGGGCAUUUGCAGUCCCGACGCCAAUCCGAGACAUUCAGGUCGUCUCCAAGAAUGACUGGGAAAAUCAGCGAUCCUUCAGGAACGGGCACGAAGGCGACAUCACCGCCAUCGCCUGGUCACCGAACGGAGCCAUGCUCGCAACAGCAGCCAAGGACAAGAAAGUCCUUAUCUGGCAGACAAAAGACCAGACAGUUAUUGCAAGAUACGACUAUCCGAAUGUCAUUGAUAUCGCAUGGCAUCCGACAAAUAACCUGCUGUCACUUACAACGACGGACGGCGAGGUCUACAUAUGUCCAGAUUUCAUCUCAAACCAGUUCUCCAUUCUCCUUAAGCUGUCAAAACAACCAGCACCAUUUAUUCACGACCCUCUAGACGAAAGCAAUGGCCGAAGACCACAGGCCAACGGCCACAAGAACCGUCCGGAACCAGCUCGGACAGAGCUGACGGACGACUUGGACUCGUUGCUUGAUGACGGCUUCGGGGAAGAUGACGAUGGUUUCGUUAUUGACGAUGACGGGGCUGGAUACACUCUCGGUCGCAAGAGACCGGCUGACGACGAUGACAUCUUUGGCGAUUAUCCAAACAAACGAGCCAAUCUUCUCCAGCCUCGAUUCCACGAGGCAUUCCAGCCAGGCGCCACGCCCUGGCGUGGGAACCGCAAGUAUUUGUGCCUCAACCUGAUCGGGUUCGUCUGGACUGUCGACCAGGAUACCCACCACACAGUGACUGUGGAGUUUUAUGAUCAUGAGUUCCAUCGAGAUUACCAUUUCACAGAUACCUUCCUUUACGACAAGGCCUGCCUCAGCGAGCAUGGGACGCUCUUUGCGUGCCCGCCAAAAGACGAUGCACCAGCGUCGAUCUUCUACCGGCCGCAUGAAACUUGGACACAGCGUAACGACUGGAGAACAGAGCUCCCCAAGGGAGAGGCAGUGCUGGCCAUGUCAUUAGGUGACUCUUUCAUAACGGUGACAACGUCAGCAAAUUACGUGCGAGUCUAUACCUUGUUCGGCAUUCCCUACCGAGUUUACCGGCCGAAGAGCACUCCGAUGGUGACGUGCGCCAGUUGGCGGGACUACGUUAUGACCAUAGGCAACGGACCCUGCGGUGCUGAUGGCAGAACAAGGCUGCUCUACUCGAUUGAGAACGUCAAACGCGAUGAGAUUUGCCAGAACGAAGACACGGUGGCUCUGCCGGAGGGUGUCACCCUCAAGAGCGUCUUCUUCUCUGACAGCGGCGACCCAUGCAUAUACGACUCUACCGGCACACUGCUGACGCUCCUGCACUGGCGCCAGCCAUCGAGAGCAUCGUGGAUCCCGUUGCUGGACACCAAGUUGUUGCCCCGUCUGGCUUCAGGCCGCAAGAACGAGAGCUACUUCCCAAUCGCAGUGGCGGACAACAAAUUCCACUGCAUCAUCCUCAAGGGCGGCGACCAAUACCCCUACUUCCCGCGGCCCCUCCUCUCCGAGUUCGACUUCUCCGUGCCACUCACCUCGGCCCCGCCCAAGGCCAAGACCAGGGCCAACGGCGGCGACGAGGACAUGGACGACGACCACGACGAGGAAGACCCGUUCAAGGGGGCGGACGGGGAGGACGAGGAGGCGUCUGAGUCCCGCAAGCUGGAGCAACAAUUCAUGCUCCGCGGGAUCCAGGCGGCGCAGGUGCAGGACCUGGUGGAGUCGACGUCUGGCAGCCACGCGCAGCGCACGGCGCUGGCGCGUAUCGAGAUCGAGAUCGAUAAGGCGCUGCUGCAGCUCCUGGCGAUCGAGUGCCGCGAGGGCGAGGAGCGCGGCAUGCGUGCUCUGGAGAUGGUGGAGCUCAUGCGCGACCGCACGGGCAGGAUGGUAGAGGCGGCGGGCAAGGUGGCUGAGAGAUACGGGAGGACGAUCCUGGGCGAGAAGAUUCGGGAGGUCGGCGACAAGAGGGCUAAUGGAAUGGACUACGAGGACCUGUAA